This is a messenger RNA of Mirounga angustirostris (Northern elephant seal), 1953 nucleotides long. It is a transcript of the gene CCNH, whose product is annotated as cyclin H. The record is from RefSeq and is a predicted model, not a curated record. Gene Ontology annotation, molecular function: cyclin-dependent protein serine/threonine kinase regulator activity. Lineage: Eukaryota; Metazoa; Chordata; Mammalia; Carnivora; Phocidae. The coding region runs from base 59 to 1180 and encodes 373 amino acids. Gene Ontology annotation, cellular component: transcription factor TFIIK complex; nucleus. Gene Ontology annotation, biological process: regulation of cyclin-dependent protein serine/threonine kinase activity; regulation of transcription by RNA polymerase II; DNA-templated transcription. The transcript is spliced from 9 exons.
GGCGGGACGGACCCACGGGAUGUUCUCCUCUUAGUCCGCUCCGGAAACGCGACCGCGGAUGGAAAUAUCACAUGAUCUUAACGUCAACGCGCCCGCGCCGGCCGAACGGACGCUCUCGGUUUCCGUGGGCUGGCGUUUGUGCUUUAGGUGCUUUUUUCCCUUCACGGUGUUGUGGCGUUUGGGGUCUUUUUCUCUAGACUCCCGGGGCCCGCUUUGGGAUUUCGCCAUGUACCACAACAGUAGCCAGAAGCGGCACUGGACUUUCGCCAGUGAGGAGCAGCUGGCACGACUGCGGGCCGACGCCAACCGCAAAUUCAAAUGCAAAGCGGUGGCCAACGGGAAGGUUCUUCCAAAUGAUCCAGUCUUUCUUGAGCCUCAUGAAGAAAUGAUGCUUUGCAAAUACUAUGAGAAGAGGUUAUUAGAAUUCUGUUCGGUGUUUAAGCCAGCAAUGCCAAGGUCUGUUGUGGGUACAGCUUGUAUGUAUUUCAAGCGUUUUUAUCUUAAUAACUCAGUAAUGGAAUAUCACCCCCGGAUAAUAAUGCUCACUUGCGCAUUUUUGGCCUGCAAAGUAGAUGAAUUCAAUGUAUCUAGUCCACAGUUCGUUGGAAAUCUGCGGGAGAGUCCUCUUGGACAAGAAAAGGCACUUGAACAGAUUUUGGAAUAUGAACUACUUCUUAUACAGCAACUUAAUUUCCACCUUAUUGUCCACAAUCCCUAUAGACCGUUUGAGGGCUUUCUCAUUGAUUUAAAGACUCGCUAUCCCAUGAUGGAGAAUCCAGAGAUGUUGAGGAAAACAGCUGAUGACUUUCUUAAUAGAAUUGCAUUGACGGAUGCUUACCUUUUAUACACACCUUCCCAAAUUGCCCUGACUGCCAUUUUAUCUAGUGCAUCUCGAGCAGGAAUUACUAUGGAAAGUUAUUUGUCAGAAAGUCUGAUGCUGAAAGAGAACAGAACUUGCUUGUCACAGUUACUAGAUAUAAUGAAAAGUAUGAGAAACUUGGUAAAAAAAUAUGAGCCACCCAGAUCUGAAGAAGUUGCUGUUCUGAAACAGAAGUUGGAGAGAUGUCACUCUGCUGAGCUUGCUCUUAACGUAAUUACGAAGAAGAGGAAAGGGUAUGAAGAUGAUGAUUAUGUCUCAAAGAAACCCAAACAUGAAGAGGUAUGUUCUCCAAAGGUUUGAAGUUUUUGAUUUAAUUCCUUCUCAUUGUGGAAUGAGGAAUGCAAUUCAUGAAGUAUGAUUUUACAAACGUGGACUGGAAGAAGCCAAAGUUGACAAUCUUCCAGUGCAGUCCAAGUUAAGUAGCAAUGCUGCUAGCCUCUAGACAGCAUUGCAGAGUGUUCAUCAUUUAUCUUGUUUCUCUUUUAAGUCCCUAAGAUUUGGUAUCAGAGCAAGGUCCACAUUUAUUUCUGAAAAGUCUCCUAACCAGCCCUAUUAAAAAAAGUUUGAGGUUUUAUUUCAUGUUACUGCAAGGAGUACAAAGGCAAAUGACACAUUUCCUAUUCCAGCUUAGGAGAUAAAAAUGGCAUUAAAAUAUAAAAGGCAGAAGAGGAAAUUUCAGCCUGGGGAAUGGUGGAUGAUGAUAGGUCAGUGUGGCUGAAGACUGAGGGGUGAUUAGUGGGGGAGGAUUAAGUUGCCUAGCACUAGAAUGUUGAAAUGUUUUUGGAGAUGUCACUGGUCCAUAUCCCUUCCACUCUAUCCUUUAUCCUGUAACCCAAAUGGGCUACUGCCAUAGUAGUCCAGCUGUAAAGCAGAAGUGAGGGAAAAGUAAUGGGAACUGACACCAAGGGAAGUAGCACAGGAGAGUAGAUUGGGUAGUUUGGCUGUUGAACAUCACUGUUCACCUGUCUCCACAGAAGUAACAGUCUCUAAUAGCUUAAAACUUUGCUAUGCAUCACUCUUCUAAAUCCUUGUUUUUUUUCCUGUAUUAACUGAAGUGUUGCUCUUAGAAUCUA